AUGUCAACUACACCCACAACAUCAACAACAAUAACGACAAAAAAGGAGAAAAAUGAAGAACAAUUUGAACUUGAACAACAAUUUGUUCUUCGAAUGCCACCAGGUGAAUAUGCAACACGUUUACGUGAAUUAAUUGAUUCUGGUGAUGAAAAAAUUCGUGAACGUCUUUUUAUUGAUUUAAAACCUGAACGAAGACGUGGUCGUGUUAAAUUUGAUGAUACUGUUUUUAAAGCUACUCUUUAUGAUUUACCAUGUAUAACAGAAACAUAUAAAACAUUUGAUCGAAAAACUUUAUAUAAAAUAGCUGAUAUUGCUCAAAUUCUUGUUUGUCGAUUACCGGGUGAUCUUAGUUCAAGUGAUGAUGAUGAUGAUGAUGACGAAACAAUGAAACGAUCAAAUACAAAUGCGACAACAAUAUCUGAUGGUGGAAAUGAGAAAAAAAAGAAAGAAAAAGAUAAAGAAAAAAAAUUUCAAUGGCCACAUGGAUUAACACCACCAUUAAAAAAUGUACGAAAACGUCGUUUUCGUAAAGUAGCUCGACAAAAAACUCAAGAUCGAGAUGAAAUGGAACAAGAAGUAAGACGUUUAUUUCGAGCUGACAAUGAAGCAAUUGAUGUUAAAUGGGAAGUGAUUGAUGAUGAUCAAGAAAUAGAAGUUAAUAAACCAAUACAAAAAGAUCCACUUGAACAUACUGAUCUAUUUGGUGGUGCUGUUAGUGAAUCAGAUGAAGAAGAAACGUCACAAAAAGGUUUUGUAAUAGAUUUAUUUAUUUCAAAUAAAAGUUAG
Molecule: messenger RNA, 786 nt
Organism: Rotaria sordida
Lineage: Eukaryota; Metazoa; Rotifera; Eurotatoria; Philodinida; Philodinidae
Source: the annotation of a GenBank genome assembly